Molecule: messenger RNA, 358 nt
Organism: Phanerochaete carnosa HHB-10118-sp
Lineage: Eukaryota; Fungi; Basidiomycota; Agaricomycetes; Polyporales; Phanerochaetaceae
Exons: 4
Coding region: 48-275 (75 amino acids)
Source: RefSeq, a predicted model, not a curated record
CUCUUCGUCCUAUCGCUUCACACCCACCUUCGUUUUCUCCAAACAAAAUGGGAAACGGUGCCAGAGCGCAACAGAAGAGGGAGCGCAACCAGGCCAAGACAGCAUCUACUGCUAAGUCUCAGACCAAAGUCAACGAGGCAGCAAAGAACAUCAUGUGCCAGACCUGCCGUCAGACUUUCCUGCUGACCACCCGCGCACCCGCACUCGAAGAGCAUGCUCACAAUAAGCACUCCAAGACAAUGGCUGAGUGUUUCCCGGGUGUCCAAGCAAAGUAACCGGUCGCUGUUCCAGGCACGGUCGACUUCCUGCUGCUAUACCUCUAAUCCCAGCGUGUUGUAUGUGUCUUGCGAUGGCGUAU